AGGGAACGAAUUACAUUGUACUCACGAGAUUGCAGAUCAAAAGUAAUUUUUAAAUGACAUUAUUGGAUACACUUUAAUGAUAAAAUGAGCGGGAAAGAAUUAACAAAUUUUAUUACGUUCGAAGAAAUUUUUAAUGGAGAUGUUUGGAUUUUACGUUGUAUGGGAUUGUCAUAUUUUAAUCGUGUGUUUUCGAAUAAAAAAGAAACUGAAAAAUGGUGGGAAAAAAUAAUUCCAUUGUGUGGUAUUUUAACAAUGAGUUUGUUGAUUUCUAUGGAAAUAAUAAGAGCUUUACGAGUAAUAGUAGUUGAUAUUCCUGAUGCAACUGAAAUACUUACAGCAAUGCUUUCCGGAAUGCUUUGUACCUUUAAAGCAAUAAGAUGUUGGACUCAUCGAAAAGAACUCUUUGAAUUUUUACGAAAGUUAAAAAUUCUAUGGGAAACAGCUAACUUAAAUAACUUCGUCACUGACAGUAUAUUAGAUACUGUACUUUUUGCAAGAUCAUUAAGAAAUUAUUUGACAUACACAUGUAUUGCAUUAGCUGUCAGUUACGGGUUUCCUGCUUACAUUGUUCUCGGCAGCCACUUGAUUUUUUACAGAGAUCAAUACUUUUUCAAUUUAUCCAUCAUAAUAUACCCAGUCGAUUAUCCGUUUGUAAUUAAUUCAUAUGGAGUGUACUUCAUGUGUCUCCUCUUCGAACAAGUAGCUGAGUUACUUGCUAUCGUUUUCUGGUUGUGCGGAGAUGCACUUUUCAUUCAAUUAACAACACAUGUUUAUGUUCAAUGCAUGAUAUUAGUCAACAGGCUUCAUGAUAUUAAUAAAACUAAAAUUGCUUCUUCUGAAGAAAACAACAAAGAACUGGCAGAUAUUAUCUUUCGUCAUCAUCAAUUAUAUUUACAUUGCUGCUGGCUCCAAAAAUUUUUCAGUCCUAUCGCAUUUUUCGUGACUUUAAUAAAUGGAGCUAAUCUUUGCUUUUCUUUGUAUCGCGUCGACGGAGAAAUAAAUGAACAAAACUGGAGUAAUCUUUUGAUAAACGUACUCCAUUUGGUCGCAGUUCUUGGCCAAACAGUUUUAUAUUGCAAGUAUGCCGACACUUUGGCGGAAAAAUUUGAAGAGAUAAGUUAUGCAGUUUAUUACUCCAAUUGGACUCAUUGCGAUAAAAAAUUAAAAACAAUGAUGAUAAUGAUAAUAAGACGAGCUCAAAAACGAUAUCAAUUUACAAUUUAUGGGAUUAUUACCCUCAAUUUAUUGCAAUUCACAAGGAUCGUUAAUGCUGCGAUGAGUUACUUUGCGCUAUUAAGAAGCUUUGGAUAAUUUAAUUUUUUUAUAACUACAAUGAAUUGGUUGUAAACCUAAAAAAGUUAUUUAAGAUUGAUGUCUCCGUUAUGUAGUUUAAGAGUCAAAAAAAUAUUUUUUUUUUCAAUACA
Molecule: messenger RNA, 1424 nt
Organism: Cotesia glomerata
Lineage: Eukaryota; Metazoa; Arthropoda; Insecta; Hymenoptera; Braconidae
Product: odorant receptor 67c-like
Exons: 8
Coding region: 85-1311 (408 amino acids)
Biological process (GO): detection of chemical stimulus involved in sensory perception of smell; sensory perception of smell
Cellular component (GO): plasma membrane
Molecular function (GO): odorant binding; olfactory receptor activity
Source: RefSeq, a predicted model, not a curated record